AUUACAACUAAAAAUCUACCUACACAAGAAAUGGAAUUUACCAGAUACGAGAAUUUGUCUCCCGAGAACGGUCGAGUGAAGGAAAACAUUUUGAUUAAAUAUAUCUAGUCCUCGGACAAGUUUUUGUGUUCAGCUGAGCCUCCAAGAAAGAUCAAGAUGGCUGCUGGAGCAGUAGUCGUUCCUUCUAUUAUCCCACUAAGGAUUCCAGUCCAGGGCAAGAGCAAGACAGACAUUGACACCAACACAUACAUAGAGCUCAAAAGUACCACCCCAGAUACAGACAUCUUUUAUACGAUUGACGGAACCAAACCAGAUCCAUUCCAGACAAUAGGACAGAGAACAACAUUCAUGUAUCAGAGACCUUUCAGACUGACAGAGGGUAAGAGGACUGUCAAGGCCCUUGCAAUGGCCAGGGAUCAGACGAGAGAAAGUUUUGUAGUGAGCAAGACUUUCUUUGUGGAGUGGGUAAGAGAAGAACCUGAUGACACUGAUGAUGAGAGUCUGCUGGAGGCAGAAGCUAGGAACCAAAGCCCUGGACUCAAGCUUACAGCCUCCAAGACAACCACUGCUCUCCUAAAGAAAGUAGUUGAAGCAGAGACCAGAAGACCUGACUCAGUGAAGGGAUCUAACUACAGGAAACCCACAGUAGGAACCCGCUUCAUGGAAAAUAGGAUGGGCACAAAGAAACCCAGCGUCUCUAGAGGUCAAAAGGUUGGGCAAGGAAAGAAAACCCCUGAUCCUGCAAGUGAGGAUGACAAAAAGAAGAGUAAGAAGAUACCAGAGAACUUUACUCAAGCAAACAGAUUACAGAGACAAACAGAUUUCUUAAAAUGCAUCUUUUGUUUCGCCGACCGUCCAGCCGACCCCUUUGCGCGUUUUUGUAUUUCGUGUGGAUCACCUGUUCCUGCCCUCCCGAAUGCCAGGCUGCCCCCUCCAGAGCCUGCUCAGCUUGGUAUGUGCGUUGGAUGUCAUUCUAUGAUACCUCUGAAUGUCUCCAAGUGUUUGGUAUGUGAGAUGGACGUACCACCACAACUCGUACCACAAGCAUCAGUCAAAUUGCAGGACAAGCUCGUAUGCAAUGAAUGCGGCACAGGUAACCCUGCUAAUAUGCUAUACUGUGUGACAUGUGAGCACCCAUUGACUGGAGCUAAUAAACAUCUAAAGCCAACAUACAGUCAAUUCGCUGCACCCCCAGAGCCAGGUAAAAGGGGACGUCUUCUGUGCUGCAGCAAAUGUGGGCGUGUCAACAAUAGUGAUGCCAGAUACUGUGAUUGGUGUGGUGCAAAGCCUGCUCCCACCACAUCAUUGAUGACAUGUUCUAGAUGUAAGGCAGCCAAUCAAGCGUACUCAUCAUUUUGCCAUUCAUGUGGAGUAUUGAUAGAACCACCCGUUAGGAAUGAUGCAAGAAACAAUGGAAUCACUGUAGGAGGAAAACAUACUUCACAGGUAGUAGACCAAAACGGUGAACCAUCCUGGGUUCCCAUGACAGUCCCCAAGAAGGAGCCUCCUAAGGUCUCUGUCUCCACUAUGACGGCAGGAAUCUUCUACCCAUCCAACAAGGAGCUGAUCAAGAAAGACCAGGAGCAGCAGGAGGCAAAGGCCAAGCAGGAUGCCAUGAGUGACCGCAAAGUGACCCUUACAGCGGUCAGUCCAGGCAAAGGUUACUGGAGGCAACAAAUGGACCAUAUAUGUGGUCAUCUCAAAGCACAUGCACAGAAUAAUACAGACUUCAGAAACCAGAUUGGAGAACCACGGAUGGGAAAGCUAGUGACAGCUGCUGUGCAUGAAGAUGGCUAUGAGCUUAGUCUGACUGUAUGCUUUGCACUGAGAGGAUCUAAGGAUGCUAUGACAGGCAAACCUCUGGGAAUUACCAAGUCAGCACUGCUGAGUGAUGUAACAGAGGGAAGGAGAAACAGCAUAAAUAGUCCUGUAACUCAAGAAAAGUUUUCAAAUAACACCAAGGAAUCAUCGUCUAAGAAAGACUCUCCAAAGAAGAAAACAAUCAAGAAGAAACCUGUCAAUGAUAAACUUACACCUUAUGACAAAGAUUUAUUGCGAGAAGUUGGUCCCAAGGGAGAUGGAGAUAAAGAAGAGGUUAAGAGAUUGCUUGAUGAGGGGGCUGAUCCGAACAGUGAGAAUGCUGACGGUGUCCCUGUGUUAACCAUCACUGUGCUCAACAAACACUUUGAAUGCAUACCAGCUCUUGUGUUUCACGGUGCUGAUGUGCACAAGAAAGUAGGGCAAAAAGGAAACACCGCCCUCCACGAAGCCGUGCAGCUGGGAUACGAUGGAAAGCAGGGCGUGGUCACUCUCCUUAACAACGGAGCCAGUGCGAAGGUAAAGAACAACCGUGAUGAGACGCCAGCAGCAAUGGCUACACGGCUCGGCAACGAGAGCAUCAUCAACAUCUUCACGUCUAUCGCAGGGCAGGGCAUGCUAGAUAGGAUCAAGAAACAAGCCUUGGGAAAGACUAAGACGUUUGGUGAGGAUGAUUUCUGAUCAACUUGUUCAAGAAUAUCUGAUUUUUUUUAUUGGUGAACAAUAUCUUUCUUGCUUCGUGUAAGGAGUAUGCAAGUACAAUAACCCGUUGGAAGAAAUACAGUGUCACACACUGUGGUUACUGUGUGUUCACAUAGUGGACUAUGCAAACACAGUGAUAUGCACACCGUAAAAAUUCUGGACUUUUACAGUAUGGAGAUAAUUUCUCUACAGUGUGAGCAUUUACAGUGUGUUCAUCUAGUGGAUUAUGUGGAAAGGAGAUUUACACUGAAAAUGCUCAUAUUCAAUAAUGUGAAAGUGAUUUCACACUGUAGACCCCUUUACAGUGUGAUGUUCACCCCUUUACAGUGUGAUGUUCACUGUGUAUUCUCAUAGUUGACUAUGAAAAAGGGAUUGAUGUUUUUAAAAUAUUGAAAUUCAACAGUGUGGAGAUGAUUUCACACUGUGGACACGUACAGUGUGAGUGUUCACACUGUCUUCACACAGUGGACUAUGUGAAGAUGUGACUCACUAUGUGAAAAUGCUCAAAUCUAACAGUGUGGAAUAAUUUCACACUCUAGAAACUUCUACAGUAUGAGUUUUCCCCACACUGUUCACAUAUUGGACUCUAUGAAGAUGCCAUUCCUGCUGUCAAAAUGCUCAAAUAUGACACAGUGUGGAGGUGAUUACACACUGUGGACACUUCUACAGUGUGAGUGUCUAUAGUGUGUUCUUGUAGUGGAGUAUGUGAAAAGUAACUCACACUGUUAAAAUAUUCAAACUAAACAGUGUGAAGGGACUGUGUUCCACACUGCAAACACCGUGAGACACACUGUGGGGUAUUGUGUUCUUACCAGCUUGGCAUGUUUAAAUGUCUUUUGACUUACCAAUAAGUCUUUCAAUUUGAAUCCAUCUUGACACCCCAGCCAUGACACACUUCUUUCACUAACAUUCAACAAGUAAAGCCAUGAUAUGAUAAUGACAACCAAAACAAGAUGAAAUACAUAAUGAAAAUGAAUAAACCACCUUUUAUUAUUUGAAUCCCACAUAUUACCCUCCACCCUCCUUACCACAAGUGUAUAUCAAAAGUCUCCCUAAAUUGACACUUGUAACUGUUAAUGCAAUUUUGUGUAAUUUGCGUGGAUAUGUGAUAAUAUUGGCCCCACUCAUUUCAUAUUCAAUGUGAAUACUUUUUUUUAAAAUCAGUUUUAACCCCAAACCUCUGUAUUCACCCGUAACCAACCAAAGCACAGGAUUUCAGUAGCUUAUAACAGUGAAACGGCCCAGUUAUCAAGAGGCAAAUAAUGCCAACAUAUAUUACUUGUAGUUUGUGUUCUUGGUAAGAUCAGUACUAUUGUUAUUAUUAUUAUUGUUUAUUUGGCAUUUCAAACAAACAGAACCAUAGAAUGAUGACAUUACAAAGUAUGACAGAAUUUUAGAAAGGACUCCCCCGCUGCAGGCCAGGAGUUGCCUGGAAGAAAAAAAAGAGUAAAAUUUCUGUAACCCGCAAGUCAUUCGUAUAUCACCCACAAUGAUGAUAUUUUAUAUGCUCAUCAGUUUGAAGAAAUUUGAAAUAAAAUAUUUGACUGAAAUUGCUUUUGAAUAAUUCUUAUCAGUGUUUCAGACUAUUGUACUGUAUUGUAAUGGCACAUUCUGCAGUUUUCAUAAUUGUGCAUUUCUUUGACCAUUGACUGUAUUACUUUCAUAGAAACUCUUAGACUGAUUUUCUGAUUGAAUUGACUGAUAGAGAUAAAAAGUGUGCUAUUGAAGAAUAUUACCCAAUAUAAUAUUACCCAAUUACCCAAUUCAACUUUUCCUUUGAUACACAUGAAAUGGUGAACAAGUAUGUAGGUUAUGCAGUUACUAGAGAAGUUUAAUGUUGAACGAUCUUAAUAGUUCGAUACUUGAGGAAUAAACUACAAGUUUUAAUGCAAUAUUUCUACAUAGAAUUGCAGUUGUUACAUGUAAACUCGUCGGCUUUGCAUUUGGGGCUUUUGGCAAGUAAAUUGUACCUUUGCAGCAUGCAACUUGUGAGAUAAAACAACAGUUCUAAUUAUUAUAAUUGUACAGGGUGGAUUUUGUGACUUCUUGCUUACUACUAUUGUGCAGAUAACUAUGCUUUACAAUGUUAUGUAAAUAAUGUAUUUUUUUAUUUUUUAAACUGUAGCUUUGUAUUCCUAAAUCCAAACCUUGAAUGUUAUUUAAUCUUUAUACUGUGCAAUCUUACAAUAGAUUAUUCAUGGCUGAUGUAAUUGAUAACCAAAAAAUUU
Lytechinus pictus (painted urchin) is the source of this 4748-nucleotide messenger RNA. RefSeq names its product double zinc ribbon and ankyrin repeat-containing protein 1-like. Gene Ontology annotation, molecular function: protein binding. The record is from RefSeq and is a predicted model, not a curated record. The transcript has 18 exons. Lineage: Eukaryota; Metazoa; Echinodermata; Echinoidea; Temnopleuroida; Toxopneustidae. The coding region runs from base 157 to 2499 and encodes 780 amino acids.